Molecule: messenger RNA, 760 nt
Organism: Morus notabilis
Lineage: Eukaryota; Viridiplantae; Streptophyta; Magnoliopsida; Rosales; Moraceae
Product: 60S acidic ribosomal protein P3-2
Exons: 2
Coding region: 114-479 (121 amino acids)
Biological process (GO): translational elongation
Cellular component (GO): ribosome
Molecular function (GO): structural constituent of ribosome
Source: RefSeq, a predicted model, not a curated record
UAUAUUUAGUUUAGUCAGUGCCCACAACGAAAAACCAGAGAGACUGCUGUGCCGUUGUUUCUAGGGUUAGGGUUUCGAUAUACCAGAGAAGAAGAAGAAGAAUCUAGACGGAUAUGGGAGUUUUUACGUUCGUGUUGAGAAGCUCCGGCGGCGAGUGGACCGCGAAGCAGCACAAGGGCGAUCUCGAGGCCUCGGCGGCGUCCACCUACGACCUCCAGAGGAAGCUCGUCCAAUCCGCUCUCUCCCAAGACUCCUCCGGCGGCGUCCAGACCGCUUUCUCUCUCAUCACCCCUUCCUCCGCCGUUUUCCAGGUUAUUGUUGGUGGCGGCGGCGGCGGGGGGUUCAUUGCUGGUGGAGGUGCUGCCGCGGCUCCUGCUGGAGGCGCGGGAGCAGCCGCUGCUGAAGCUCCUCCAGCCGAGGAGAAGAAGGAAGAGAAGGAAGAGAGUGACGACGAUAUGGGAUUCUCACUCUUCGAUUAGACUCCUCACUUGUUUAUCAUAUGUUUCGCACUGUGAGCAUUUUGCAACUUGAAUUGGACUAGAAUUUAGAUAUGGAUAUGUGAGUUUUAGAAAUUUUGUUUUGUUAAGUUCAAAUAUUGUUGGACAAUUUACUUCCUUUGUUUUAGUGUUCUAAGUGAUUGUUGAAAUAUUCUACUCAUCUAUCUUUUUGGCCAUGACAUCAUGCUAAACUAGCAAAUCUUAUAUACUACUAUGUUUGAUACUGUGGUUGCUGAACCUGAAAACACGUCCCAUUCUUUUCA